CGCUGGCCAAGUGUCAUACUAGCUUCGUCGACUCGUAACAGAGCCGUCAUCCCAACCCUCCGACCCCAAGAGGCAUCGACUAGUCAGCUUGCAUGUGUCUUUUUAAAAGGGAGCAAGAGAGGGUGUUGGGUGAAUGAAUUGGACCUUGUUCCUAAUAGUUUGGCUUUAGUUAGGAACAAAGUAAAAAUCAAAGAAAUUUUAAACCUUUCAAGUGAAGCAUAACAGUGACAUGAAGUGGGGUUGGCUGCUGUUGGGGGUUCUGCUAACUUGUGCAUAUAUGUGCUGGAGCGAGAAGGGCCUGGAGUUCCCCGAAUAUGACGGCAAGGACCGUGUCCAUCAGCUGACCAUCAAGAACUACAAGUCUGUGAUGAAGAAAUAUGACGUCAUGGUCAUCUACUACCACAAGGCUGUUGGCGAGGACCGCAUGUCCAGAAAGCAGUUUGAAGUGGAGGAACUUGCUUUGGAGUUGCUAACAAGCCCCGCCGCCCUGACGUACCAGCUUGCUGCCCAGGUGCUUGACGAUCUUGAUGAUGAGGACAUUGGAUUCGGCCUGGUGGAUUCAAAGAAAGACCGAGCUGUUGCUAAGAAGCUGGGUCUGCUGGAGGUGGACAGCAUCUACAUCUUUGCCGACGACGAGGUCAUCGAGUACGAUGGAGAGCUGGCGGCCGACACGCUGCUGGAGUUCCUCUACGAUGUGAUCGAGGAGCCUGUGGAGAUCAUCAGUAAUGACCGAGAGCUCAGAGGCUUCCAUAACAUCGAGGAGGACAUUAAACUGAUGGGUUACUUCAAGAGCGUGAAAUCUUCACACUUCAUUGAGUACGAUGAUGCAGCUGAAGAAUUUCAUCCCUUCAUCAAGUUCUUUGCCACAUUUGAGCCAAAGAUUGCUAAGAAAUUAAAUCUGAAGAUGAACGAAGUGGAUUUUUACGAGCCCUUCAUGAACAACCCCGUCACCAUCCCCGGCAAACCCUACAUGGAGGACGACAUCGUCAGCUUCAUCGAGGAGCACGACAGGCCAACUCUAAGAAAGCUGGAGCCCCACAGCAUGUAUGAGAUCUGGGAAGAUGAUAUUAACGGACAGCACAUCGUGGCCUUUGCUGAGGAGUCUGACCCUGACGGUUAUGAAUUCCUGGAGAUCCUGAAGGAAGUGGCUCAAGAAAACACAGAGAACCCAGACUUAAGCAUCAUCUGGAUCGAUCCUGACGACUUUGCCCUGAUGGUGCCGUACUGGGAGAAGACCUUCGGCAUCGACCUCUCGUCUCCUCAGAUCGGCGUGGUGGACGUUGAGGACGCUGACAGCGUGUGGAUGGAGAUGGAUGAUGAAGAGAACAUGCCCACCGCUGAUGAGCUCGACACCUGGAUCGAAGACGUGAUGUCUGGAAGAAUCAACCCUGGUGAUGAAACUGACUACAACCAUGAUGAUGAUGAAGAGGAGGAGGACGAAGAUGAUGAUGACGACUCCAGUGAUGAUGAAGAUGAUGAUGAUGAAGAUGACGAUGACGACUCCAAUGAUGAUGAUGACGACGAUGAGGAUGAUGAGGAGGAUGAAUAAAUGAUCUCAGACAUACGCUCGUGUUUGAGAACUCAUCAGUGUGUCUGUGUUCACACCGUCACAGACUGAGCCGUCCUGUCUCUGCCGUCUGGAGGACGUCUUGUCUCGUUGUUUAGCUCUGCACCACUUGUUCUUCAGGAAAAUAAACGUUGUAUUUUCAGAUCACUACACCUGCUUCUCUGCCAAUGAAACGCAUCUAGUGAGAACAUGUGUGGUGUUUGUUAAACAAUAGCAAAGCCUUGUAUUAUUUAACUAUAAACUAUUUUAAUAUUUUUUAUUGACUUUUAGAGCAGAAUAAAUGAUGCUCACUGGAAGGUCUUAAAUAAAAGUUAAAAAAAAAUAAUAAUAAAUCCUUGUUUUUUUUUUUUUUCUUCCAACAUAGAUGCAAU
Molecule: messenger RNA, 1938 nt
Organism: Onychostoma macrolepis
Lineage: Eukaryota; Metazoa; Chordata; Actinopteri; Cypriniformes; Cyprinidae
Gene: casq1b
Product: calsequestrin 1b
Exons: 12
Coding region: 230-1549 (439 amino acids)
Biological process (GO): regulation of skeletal muscle contraction by regulation of release of sequestered calcium ion
Cellular component (GO): sarcoplasmic reticulum lumen
Molecular function (GO): calcium ion binding
Source: RefSeq, a predicted model, not a curated record